UGUUCUUGCAUUAUUUAGGUGCUAUUUUAGGGCUUUGACAUAUCCAUCCUUGAAACAACAGUUGCAUAACCAUGAUUAGUUGUACUUAACACGAGCUAGUUUAAGUUAAAAAGAAAUCAGUCCAGUCUAGAGAUCUUUAUUGGGCUCGAGUUGGGUUCAAUCUGAGCCGUCCUACUUUGCAACACUAAACUGGUACAUCCCUUCCUAGUAUGGGCACGUAGUGGAAUUACGCCCAACACCUUCUCCCCUGUAUCUUUCAUCCUCCUGAACUACUUGUCGAUGGCCUCCCACUUCUCCUUGCACCUCUUUUGGCGUUGCGGUGGUGGCUCAUCGCCGCGCUGACCUCCUCCCACUUCGCCCUGGAGCCACCAUCGCCGCGCUCACCUCCUGCCAGAUCGGCCACUUCGGCCCCAUCUCGUGAAAUCUCCGCUCCAGUCCGCUUCUCACCCGUAUCAGCGCCUGCACCUCCUCCUUCCACUGCUCGUGUUGGCGGCCGUCGAGGGUGGCUCUUUUGAAAGAGCAAUUGGAACUGUCGAAUGUAGAUAGGCGUGGGUGGAAAUGGGUCAAGUGAGACGGUAGAUUCGGCGGCGGCGGCGGUUAGUUGGGAGGCAGUGGACAUCGGCGGCGGCAGCGACGAUGGUACAGGGGAUGGCGUGUGGGAUGGAGAAUACUGUUUGCUUCAGUAUUUUCUGUAGCAUGAGACAGUACUGACUUCAUCAUUCUUUGGGUAGUUUGUUUCCAUGUGAGUCCCUGAUUAAGAAACUGAUGAGUCUUGCGUGCUUAUUCAUCAAUACUUCAUAUAAAUAUCUCAGGUUCAUAAUUAUUCUCCCUCUACUUGAUGUUAGAAUCGGUGUUAAUUUUCUUAUUUAUACCUAAUUUAAAUUCGAUUAGCGAGGUUUCUAAAUUGACUUAAACGGAUCGGGUAAUGGAAAUACCCGAUCCAUUGCGACCCGUAGAUGAGUGAGUAGGAGAGAGAGGAAGGGCUCGACCAAACCCGCUUUAUUAGAACCCGACCCGAGCCCGAACCCAUUUAUUCAGCCAAACCCACCGAAUCCCCUUUCGAUUGCAAUCGCACGCGUCAUUCCUCGCUCCCUAAUCGGCCAUGGCCGCCGAUCCCUUCUUCCACUUCUCCCUUUGAAACCCCGCGUCCCCGAAACCCUACCGAUGGCUUCCCCCUUCCCCCAUCUUCUCCCUUCCAUCCCCCUCUCCCCCUCCCAUCCCCCCCUCUUCCUCCCCUCCAAGAUCCUCUCUCCUCAACACCGUCGCCGCCCUGCUGUCUCAGCCGCCCUCCAGUGGAACCGUAAGCCCCAGCUCGCCGGGGAGACCCCCCGCGUGGUGGUCGUCACUUCCGGAAAAGGCGGCGUCGGCAAGACCACUACCACCGCCAACGUCGGCCUCUCCCUAGCCCGCUUCGGCUUCUCCGUCGUCGCCAUCGACGCCGACGCCGGUCUCCGAAACCUCGACCUCCUCCUUGGCCUCGAGAACCGCGUCAACUACACCGCCGUCGAGGCCCUCAACGGCGACUGCCGCCUCGACCAGGCCCUCGUCCGCGACCGCCGUUGUCCCUCGCUCGAGCUCCUUUGCAUCUCCAAGCCCCGCUCUAAGCUCCCACUCGGCUUCGGCGCCAAGGCUCUUACGUGGGUUGUCGACGCGCUCCGCUCACGGCCGGCGGGUCCUCCACAUUUCGUGCUCAUCGACUGCCCCGCCGGCAUAGAUGCCGGAUUCAUCACCGCCAUCGCGCCGGCGAAUGAGGCCGUGUUGGUCACCACCCCCGACAUCACUGCCCUACGCGACGCCGACCGUGUCACUGGCCUUCUCGAGUGCGAUGGCAUCCGUGACAUCAAGAUGAUCGUCAAUCGGGUUCGUACGGACCUAAUAAGGGGCGAGGACAUGAUGUCAGUGCUUGACGUGCAGGAAAUGCUUGGACUUGCAUUGCUUGGUGUCAUCCCGGAGGAUUCAGAAGUUAUCAAAAGCACGAAUAGGGGAUAUCCACUUGUUCUAAACAAGCCUCCCACAAUGGCUGGACUUGCAUUCGAGCAGGCAGCAUGGAGACUGGUGGAGCAGGAUACAAUGACUGCUGUCAUGGUUGAGGAGGAACCCAAGAAGAAGGGCUUCUUUUCCUUCUUUGGUGGUUGAGAUUUUAGACAUGGAGGAUGGAUUUUGAGUUUGAUAUUUUUGAGACUAUGAGUUUGAUUCUCAGCAUACUAGGAGUAUUAUGGCGAAUCAAAAUUGGGAUCAAAGUUUGGUUGUGUACAGUUGAUAGGACAAGUACAUGAAAAGAGCUGCAGGAAUGGUGAGUUUCCAGCUUGUAGGACUGAUUAAACUUACAGCUUUAUGUACUCGUGGUUAUGUUGAUGUUGAUUUUGGCCGCCAUGACAAGGUUUGAAAGUUCCUUAAUGGCGUCAAGGAAAAAGGAGAGAGGGCUGAUUGUUGAACUGUUCAUUCAAGUAUCUAACAUGAUCCCAUCUUUCUGAAGUCCUUGUUUUAAAUGAGUUGACUUAACAUUAUUUAGUGUAGCUUGUAGCAGGUGCAGAUGCACCUUCUCUCUAUCUACAUGGCUGGGUUGGAUAGAGAAGUUAGCCAUUUUUGUAGAAGAGUUUGCAUUUGAACAAGAGAACUGUGCCUUGAUGUGGCUUGAAGUAUGGAAUAUAUGGAUGGAAUUUUGUGUUCA
Messenger RNA from Musa acuminata AAA Group (dessert banana), 2671 nucleotides. RefSeq names its product septum site-determining protein minD homolog, chloroplastic-like. The record is from RefSeq and is a predicted model, not a curated record. Gene Ontology annotation, cellular component: cytoplasmic side of plasma membrane; cytosol. The coding region runs from base 1165 to 2136 and encodes 323 amino acids. The transcript is spliced from 2 exons. NCBI's taxonomy places the organism in Eukaryota, Viridiplantae, Streptophyta, Magnoliopsida, Zingiberales, Musaceae. Gene Ontology annotation, biological process: negative regulation of cell division. Gene Ontology annotation, molecular function: ATP hydrolysis activity; ATP binding.